AGGAGGAUAGACUUACAAGUGUGGAUAUAUGAUUUUCCUGUUUUAUUUGUUUAUAAAUGCGACCAUUAAAAGGAUUGACACUCAAGAACAAAGUGAUGUUUCGGAUACUUGCUCUACUGUGCCUGGCACGAUUAUAUUUGGCAAUUACGGUCAUUAUAGACGGGGUAAAUUUGAACUGUUCCACAAACUGUGCUUGUUGUAACAGAGAAGAUACUCGAUGUAAUACACAUAGUUCAUAUGGAAGUUAUUAUUGUCAUGGUGGCUGCGUUGAAACAAUAUGGGGCAAUAAAUGUCGCAAUCGAUGUAGAGGAAACUGUUUAAAAUGUGAACAUCACGAAGGCAUCCAAUGCUUAAAAUGCAAGGACACAUUUUAUGACUUGAAUAGUAACUGCAACAAGAGUUGUUCAAUUGGAUGUGCUGAUGAAACAUGUACUGAUGAUGGUACAUGCAAAACAUGCAAAACAGAAUUUGAAGGAGAUAAGUGUGACACUUGUAUACAAGGGAGAUACGGCGAAGAUUGCUCUAUGAACUGCCAUCAUCAAAACUGCCGUUGUACAUACUUGACUGGAUGUGAUUCAUGUAAAACUAACUUUACUGGUUCCAUUUGCAUGGAAUGUAAAGAUAGUAAUUACGGGGCAGACUGCAAUAUGACGUGUCCUAGCGGAUGUAGCGGUCGUAAAUGUACGGGGAAUGGAAUAUGUUAUCAAUGCGUUUUUGGAUACUAUGGAGAAGACUGCAACACGCGAUGUUCUAGUGGAUGCAGCGGCGGAAGUUGUAUGAGAAAUGGAACAUGUAUUCAAUGCAAACAUGGUUAUUAUGGGGAACAAUGCAAAAUCACUUGUUCUACGGGUUGUAGGGAUGGAGAAUGUUAUAGAAAUGGGACAUGCACAUGUAAGGAUAAUUUUACGGGUACAUUUUGUAACGAAUGUGUUGUAGGAAAAUAUGGGGACAAUUGUCAACAUGAAUGUGGUGAAGGUUGUUCACCAUCAUACUGUAGCAAAGAAGACGGAUACUGCAGUUGUAGUGAGAACUUUGCAGGAACGAAAUGCAAUUUAUGCAAAAACGGACUGUUUGGCUUGUCAUGUGACUUGCAUUGUUCAGAUAAGUGUGUCGAACGUACAUGUUCAAGAAUCGAUGGCGCAUGCACACACGGUUGUGAUUAUGGAUACUCUGAUACUAAUUGCACAACGAAAUGUGAUUCGGACUGUGGGUCAUGUCAACAGAAUGAUAAAUCAUAUUGUACGUCAUGUUUGCAUGGAUACUCUGGCUCAACAUGCACGUGUCCACCUAAUUGCGACUGUAAGGGAGGGGAUAAGUGUAUCGAUUGCUUAGAUCAGUGGAUGAAUCCUGGAUAUGAGUGUAAAUGUCAAAAGACAUAUUGUACUAGUAAUACCUGCACCACAUGCCUGAAUAGUACUUUCUUUCUUACAAACAGAGAUAAUUCGUGCUGUGAGUGUCCUCAAAAUUGUCAAGGCGGUUCCUGCACAACUGGACCCCAAUGUACAAGGGGAUGUGUGAAUGGAUUCUAUGGCAUGGAUUGUUCUCAGAAAUGUGACGGUGAUGGGUGUUUAAAAUGUAGCCAAGUUGAUGGAAAGUGUUCCAUGUGUAAGACAGGAUUGUACCCGAAUGAACAUGGAAAUUGCACUUCUUGCAAUAGUAAAUGUAAUAAUGGGAAGUGUAACUCUGAAACAGGCAAAUGUAUACAUGGCUGUGCGGAAAACUUUUGGGGAGACAAGUGUGACAUACCUUGUAAUCCUAACUGUGGAACAUGUCAGCAAGAUUCAGGAAUCUGUGAUUCAUGUACAAAUACAACAUUUCAUGGACUUUAUUGCAACGCAUCAUGCAGUUCCUUAUGCUACGAAAACAAGUGUUAUCAAAGUAACGGUCAUUGUUCGAAUGGAUGCAAUAGAGAUUUCUUCGGCAAUCUAUGUCAAACCAAAUGCCCUGCAAAUUGUAAGCAAAGUGAAACAGACACGAGAUGUAAUGCUGAUGGUAUCUGCAAAUUUAAUUGCGUCGAUGGCUAUGUAGGUGUCAAUUGCUCGGAAGCGUUAAAAGCCGGACCGCUAGUAGCAGCUAUUGCUGGAGGAGUAAGUAGUGGCGUUGUAGUCAUCAUUGGCGUCGCUGUUGCAUUUUUCUUCUUUCGACGAAGCACAAUCAAGCGAAAUGGCAAUAACAAACUUCAGGCUAACAUUACUGAGGAGGAAAACAAAGAAAGUACCCAUUUUAACGAAGGAAGUGUCAAAAAAGAAAUAACAAAACAAUAUUCAACCGGUUCCCGGCCAUCAGCAAACAAGCCUCCUUCAAUAAAGCAACACACGUAUACACAUGUUGUGACCGCAUCUGAAAUUGAGAUUGACUUGAACAUAGAUGAUGCUAACAAUGGAUCAGUUGCCAAUUCUUCUAAAGAUGAUCAGACGUAUUAUAACGAACUUGGAUCUUCAACUAACAAAUCUAAAAUACCCAUUGGUCAACUCGUCAAAUAUGUGGAUGGAAAAUCGCAUGAGGCGUUUAGUGUGGAAUUUGAGAAGUUUCCCAUUGGUAUUGUGAAGCCAUAUGUUGAAUCGCAGAAGAAGGAAAAUAUUAGUAAGAAUCGGUACAAGGGGAUUUAUCCAUACGAUGACUCGAGGGUGAAGGUUAGAGGCAGUGGUGGUUCAGACUACAUAAACGCAAGCUUUGUUGAUGGGUAUAAAAAGCCAAAGCAGUAUAUUGCCACAUUAGGUCCAACGUCCCAGCAAUUAGGAAACUUUAGUUUAUUUUGGAAAAUGAUUUGGCAACAAAGGGUUGAAAAAAUUGUCAUGCUUACCAAUCUCAUUGAACAGGGGUCUCCUAAAUGCGAGCAAUAUUGGCCAAAUCCUGGGACAACUAAGAAGUAUGGUGAUAUAAAGGUGGAGAGCUGUUCGGAGGAUGAAUAUGCCGAGUUUACACGAAGAGCUUUCACAGUCACCAUGGGAUCGAAGGAAAGGACGUUGCAUCAUCUGCAUUUCACGUGUUGGCCAGACAAGGCGAUACCCGACGAUGUUACCGCGAUGAUAGAGUUCAGACAGCGUGUUCUGAGCACGCCAAGUACAUUGAAUGGACCAACGGUUGUGCAUUGCAGCGCUGGUGUCGGAAGAACAGGCACCUACAUUGCUCUGGACAUACUGACGAAUGAAGGCGAAACCGAGAAAGCCAUUGACAUCCCCGGGUGCGUCCACAAAAUGCGUCAGAAUAGGCCGAAUAUGGUUCAGACACGGGGGCAGUAUCAGUUUCUGCACACCGCCGUGGUCUAUUCACUAACUUUCCACUGCAAACAAGUCAAGGGAGAGAACUUCAACGAGUACAUAAACAAACACACAACACGAGUUCUUGAUAAACAGUUUGAGCUCCUACAACAUACAGUGGAGACGCGAUCGAAAAAUGAAACAGAAGCAGUUGAACGAAAUAAACAGCACCUGAGUAAGAACAGAGCAAACGCCGAUAUCCCGGGUAAUAAAAACAGACCAAGACUUUACUUGAAUCUAAAACCAGGAUCGUCAGACUACAUCAAUGCUGUGUAUAUUCACAGUUUCAGAAUGAAGAAACGCUACCUAGUAGCACAAACUCCACUUCCAGAGACGGUUAGCGACUUUUUGACACUAGCUGUCCAAGAGAGGUGUUCGUGUAUCGUCAGCUUCGAAGUUGACAUGGACAAACAAAGGAAUAUUGGGAUAUACUAUCCUGCGGCCAACCAAGAAGUCUUGGAAAAGGGAACAUUCCAAAUCAGCUGCUCAAGAGAGGAAAAUAAAACAUUCUACGCAGAACGAACAUUGACAAUUCAGCAAAAAGGGACGAGCACUGAUCGAAUCAUUCCACAUCUUCAAUUUACUGACUGGGAUGAAACGGAGAACAUACCACGGUCAACUAAAAACUUCAUGUCAUUUCUGAACGUGAUAGAUAAUGUCAUGAAGCAGCAGGAAGACGGACCGAUAUUGGUCCAUUGUUUUGACGGUGCGGGCAAGAGCGGUCUGUUCUGUGUGGUAUCGUUGCUUCUCCACAAAAUGGCCGUGGAACAUGAAGUCAGUGUACUUAACACUGUAAGGAAGGUCAAAACAACGCGGAGGCUAGCAAUUCCCAAUCAGGAACAAUUUGUGUUCUGCCAUGGAUGCGUGUCGGAGUAUCUUCGUUCGUUCGACGUCUACGCCAACUUUAGCGAUGACACGGGACAACUUUAAAGUGCUGUCCUGUCGGCUGUCGAUUGUUAAACUGGAGCUAUUUGAGGAAAUAGACAAUGCAAAUAGUAUAAUGUAUGUGUGUUUGGUGCAGUGCAUUGUGCAUACACUUCUACAAUAUUAUGCAAUUACAUGUAUUUGAAAGCUGACAGAUGUAAGCUAAACUGUAUUUUAUCCAUUAUUGUAUAUAUAUUAAUGACAUUGAAGUUAUGAACAAAACAUGUCCCGUAAUCCAUUUUAUAAGUGUAUUGCUUAAAAAGGUAAACAAGCACUAACUUCCGCUUUAGCGUCUUUUAUAAUAAACAUCAAAUGUAUUAAAUGUGAUGAAAUGGUUAUUCAUUUACGGUUCACGUAGGAUAAAUGCUAUUGCUAGUUUCUAUUUAACCAAUUCAUACUAGUAUUUAUUGUUGUAUUAUUUCAUGAAUUGUUAAACUGCAAGUUAUCCUAAAAUGUUGCACGAUGUCAUCAUAAGCAAAUAGAAACUCAAAAUCCAGAACUCAAUUAAAGCACAAAUAUGUUAAUAUUUUAAACGUAAGUUAUUCAUAUUUUCAUUGAUAACACACUCACCCUUAAGUGCUAUACAUCAUAACACUAAAAAAAGCAAAGUUAAGUGUUUGUUAACUUCAAGCUCGAUUAUUUAUCAGACGGGUUGAUGAUUUUUUGCAAUAACUUAGUUUCUGAGUUCAUCAAACAAGGAAACCUACAAGAACUACAGUGGCUAAAUAAAAACAGACGUUACCAUGGCUAAUGUUCAAUAUGAAAUAUUCAAGCUAAAAAUAAUAUGUCAUUAUUGAAAUACAUCCAUGAAACAAAUUGUUGACACCAAUUUUGUCAGCAGAAUUCAUGUUGUCACUUUUAUAGCUUUAUGAUCUAUGAAUUCAUCCUCCUUUGUAAAACAUUUUAAUUAAGGUUUUGCAUUAAAUUAUAGGGACUACCACAGUUUCAUUUUUUAUAUUUCUUAAUGGGUUUUUUAUGCGUGCAGAUUGCUCCUAAUAACAAUGUUCUAUAUGACAAUCAAGACUGGUAUGUAGUGGUAUUAUUUUGUAUUGUUUUUAAUGUGUUUUUACCAAUUUUGUUGACAGGAACAAGUACAUGUAUGCAUUAUAUAUAUUUGUUGUAUCAGUUUCAUACUUUUUGACAAGCAUGUUCAUAGCUUUGGUACUUGAUAUCAUCCUUUAAAACUGUUAAGGGUUUUUUGGGCUAAUCAUUUUAGUAUAACGACUUUCACACCGAUCUGCAAUACCAAACGCUUGAGUAAAUUUGUGUUCCUUUUUUCAAAUGUAUUUUCCUUACUGAAUGUUAUUGUUAUUUGGACAUGAUAGGGCGUUUACAGUAACUGGGAGAGACAUUUGUAAAACUUAUAAAAAGAAACAUUCUGUACUAUGAUACAUAAUUUAAUUUGUAUCAUUUGGUCAUUCCAAAAAAGCCCAGUUUACUGAAAAACAUCCAUAAACACAUUAUAAUUUAAGCAAUUACUGUUUUACAUAAUAUAUGUGUGAACAGUUUGUGAGAUUAUCUUUGUGCGAUUUCAACAUCAUUAUCAGUAUUAAACUGGUCAGAAUUUCCAUAAAUUUGGAAGCAAAUAGUGACGUAUAUUUUGACCAUUACAAAAUACAGCUGUCUUUCACUUUUUGGUUGUUUUUCAUUGCACUGGAAGAAUUUUGCUGCUGGUAUUAUUUGUAGUGCGUAUCAAUAUUUAUGUAAAAAGCUUUAUUAGUAGCAAAAAGUUUAAACAUAAAUCUGGUAAAAUGGCACUGGGUAAACGCCAAAGCUUAUACCAAAUCACGAUCGAAUCGAGGUAUAACCCAAUAAUGCAUGUAGUUAUGAAAUAGUCAUAAAAGAUGUUUAGUAAUUCGGCUUUUGGUUCACUGUUUUCGAAAAGGGCAUUAAUGUUAAUACAAUGUUGAAGAUCCAUCAUUCAAGUCUGGAAAAAUCUAUAGGAGACUAUGUUGACAAUACUCAUGUUUUGAAUACAGUGUGAACAUAAUUAUGCCUAUGAUGUCCGUUAACCAUGAUUUGUUAAGGUACUUAUUUACAAAUUAAUUGUAAAAAAUGUCUUUUUUCUUUAAUGUAUAGCCAUUACAUUGCAGUACAACUUCUUCUUUACUGUUCUUCUCUUAUUUAUAGUUUGUCCACGUUUUAUAUUUUCAGACAAUGUAUGAAUAUUUUAAUCAUUAUUAAUCAGAGCAGUUAUAUUUGUGUAUAUUAACAAUAAUAUGAGUUAUUGUUCCUGUGUGUGUACUUUUUGAUUAACAUAGGUUAUAGGUAGCUUAGUUUUUAAUAUUCCUUUACACGAAUAAAACUUUUAA
Mya arenaria is the source of this 6496-nucleotide messenger RNA. RefSeq names its product multiple epidermal growth factor-like domains protein 10. The transcript has 22 exons. Gene Ontology annotation, molecular function: protein tyrosine phosphatase activity. Bases 57 to 4190 code for a protein of 1377 amino acids. The record is from RefSeq and is a predicted model, not a curated record. Gene Ontology annotation, biological process: protein dephosphorylation. NCBI's taxonomy places the organism in Eukaryota, Metazoa, Mollusca, Bivalvia, Myida, Myidae.